Sardina pilchardus (European sardine) is the source of this 4468-nucleotide messenger RNA. RefSeq names its product POP1 homolog, ribonuclease P/MRP subunit (gene pop1). NCBI's taxonomy places the organism in Eukaryota, Metazoa, Chordata, Actinopteri, Clupeiformes, Clupeidae. The transcript has 16 exons. Bases 150 to 3158 code for a protein of 1002 amino acids. Gene Ontology annotation, biological process: tRNA 5'-leader removal. Gene Ontology annotation, cellular component: ribonuclease MRP complex; nucleolar ribonuclease P complex. The record is from RefSeq and is a predicted model, not a curated record.
CGGAAGUCAAUCAGAAAACACGUUUUUGUCCAUGUUAGCCGCAGUCUCAACUGCAUUUAUAAAGUUAGCGAUGUGACAGAAUAAUACUGUUCCCUUUUCAUAUCAGCAGGUUUUUCCGAAUUAAGAAGAGAAUCCCCAGCGCAGCAGUAAUGUCGGGGGCCAAACAUAGGAUGCGCAAUAAGAAGAUGAGAGAUCAGCCCACCAGUGUGACCUAUUCCGCGUCAGGCUGGCGCAAUGGUGGAGACACUCCUGCCGGUCGUGCCAGUGACUUCCAUCAUGCGAAGGGGCAAGACUUGCCACAACAGGGCGGUGGGUGGGUCAGAGGCCAUCAGUCAGGUGGCUCGGUGUACCCCAAGGAGCUUCCCAAAUACAUCACCAGCACAUAUUUUGCCAGGGCCAGGUCUGCAGAGGUGAAGGCGAUGUUGAAGGCUGUCAACAAGACGACUGGCAGCUGCCAUACCGCCGGCGCUCUCCCCAAACACAUGAGACGUAGAGCCAUGAGCCACAACACCAAACGGCUGCCCACCAGGCUACGGGAAGGAGCACAGAGGAUGUUGGAGAAAAGUCUGCAAGCUGCAAAGAAGGAGAAGAAGGAGGAGUCAAAGGCCAAAAGCCGCAAAGCCCGUCGUCGUCAUGGUAACCUGCUCCUGGAGUUCAACCGUAGACAGAGGAAGAAUAUCUGGUUGGAGACGCACAUCUGGCAUGCCAAGCGCUUCCACAUGGUGAAGAAGUGGGGUUACUGUCUGGGGGUGAGGCCCACUCUAAAGUGCUACCGGGCCUGCUACAGGGCCAUGAGCAGCCACUGCCUCCUGCAGGACCUGUCCUAUUACUGCUGUGUGGAGCUGCAGGGCCCAGAGGAGCAGCUCCUGAGCGCCCUCUCCAGGCUCACCAGUAAAGACACGGGGCCAACUUUUGCGGCGGUGCAGUGCCUAUCGGGGCGCAGGCAGGGCAGUGUUGUUCUGUACAGACCUGAUCAGUACCCUGCCCAACCGCUGGGCCCUGUGCUCUUCCUUUGGAGACCCCGUAGUGAGGGCUCUACUCACAGACAGCUGUGGAUAUGGGGUCACCCCACACUAAAGCAGGACCUCCUGUCUGAGCUGCAAGCCUUGUGCCAGUGCUCAGAGGCGGUGAUGCCAGUGCCCGAACCUGUGCCCAGCCCAGCAGUGGAAGCCGUAGCAGUGCCAACCAAGGACCCGCCUCAGAAACCGGUCACUGGGCGGAAGAGGAAGAGGGCAGAGCAGGACUCUGAUGGCCAGCCAGCCAAGAAGAUACUUGGGGACGGGACUCGGUCACCCACCUGCCCUGUCACAUGGAAGUCCCCUACAACUGGAAUAGUCAUUAAUGACCUCACCAUGGAAAUGGUGCGCUAUCGUCUCAUUGGUCCACUCUCUCACACGGUCCUGACUGAGGCUCUGUCUCCUGCCACAGACUGUGAGGAAGCAGCUAAAAGCGGGCAGUCAUGCUUCUGGUGGCCGGAGUACUCCAACCAGGAGCAAAACAUGGCUCUUCACCGAGAACAAGCCGACGUCUUCCAGCUACUCAAGGGUGUGUAUUCAUCCACUGAGAUCCCAGCAGGCUCUGUCCUGGGCCUGACCGUAGAUGAUCCCCGCAUCACCCUGCCCCGCAGGAGAGUCCGAGCCCAGCCUGACCUUCAGCAGGCCAUAGGUGUGGACGAGGAGAAGAGGAGAGCCCUCACCCUGCAGGGAGUCCCAGAGCACUGCUGCCAGAGUGCCCUGUGGGACCGGAGCGUAAGGGACAACGUCACCGACAACAAGCUACCUGAGAAGGAGCUGAAUCGGAUGCGGAGCGAGCUCCUGGUGCCCGGCUCCCAGCUGACGCCCACCCCUCUGCAGGGCCGCGUGCCCAUGCUGCUGGUGCACCAGCCGGGCAAACAGCUGGGCCAGGAAAUGCCCUCCUGGGGGGUGGGCUGGGACCUGCUGCUGCCCAAAGGCUGGGGCAUGGCCUUCUGGGUGCCCCUGGUGUACAGAGGGGUCCGUGUGGCCGGUCUCCAGAUGAGCCAGAAACACUCCCAGCACAAGGGGGCGCCCCAUUUCCCCCACGACUACCCAGACUGCCCUGCAGGCGCCCGCUUCCAGGACGAGCAGCAGGCAGAGCUCAUGGACAAGUUUACGAGGCGUCCGCCCGCCAAGAGGACCAAUUAUAUCAAACACGGCUGCCUGGCACCGUUUCGAUGCCCCUGGCAGCAGCUGGUGGAGGAGUGGGUGGAGAUUGUCAAGGAGACUGGCAAGGGCUCCGAUUCACGGACUGAAGUCGAGACGGCCGGAGCUCCACCCAGCCGGUUUUCUGUGCUCAGGAGCAGGAAGGUGCUGAAGCAGCUGUCGGCGUGGUGUCGGCCCAGCUCCUCCAGAGGCCAGCGGCUCCAGCGCGGCCCCCAGCCCCCUCCUCCUCCCCCCCUCUCCCCGGCCGCCGCCGCCGCCCUGCGGGCCUCGCACGGCCAGGGCCUGGCGUGGGCGCGCUUCUCGCUGUUGGCCAAGGGCCGGCCGGAGCUGCACGCCAUGGUGUGCGCGCCCACGGAGGAGGACCUGCGUCUGCUGAGCCGCGACCCCCAGUGCGCCGGGCCCCAGGAGCCCCGGCACACGGACCACUUCAGGAAGCACGUCAAGAGCGCUCGCAAGGCCAGGAAGAGCAAGAGGAGCGACGAGAAGGCAGAGGGGGCCUCAGCAGAGAAGGCGACCACCAAGAAGCCGGACGCGGCCUCCGACCCGAGCUCGGGGUCCGCUGACCAGCCAGGUUCUGUCCCAGAGGUCACCUCCACCCCCGCUAGUGUUUCGGACGGCGAUUCGAGCGCCAUUCCAGCUUUGGCCUGGCCUCCCGUCGCCACACCUGACCAGGACCCCUCGGCGGCCGCCCCUGCUGCUGCAGCUGCUGCCCCUGCGGAGGCCGAGAGGCUGGUCCUGGGCCUGUGGCCGGAGCCGCUGCCCAGCGUGACGUCGCACUGCUCGCGUGUGACCCUGGGCUGGGUGACGCAGGGCGACUUCUCACUGACGGCGGGCUGCGGGGAGGCCCUGGGGCUGGUCAGCCUGGCGGGCCUGCUGCACGUGCUCCUGGGCCAGCCGCCAGAGCGCAGGGGCAUCGUGCUGCUCAGGAACCCCUCCUCUCUGCAGUACCGCUUCGCCAAGGUCACCAUCGAGGCCUGAGCACACACCACCCCCCCCAAGGACACACACACACACACACACACACUCUUACACAUGUGAUGAUCACUCACAGCAGAUUGGCUAUUAUCCAUGGGUGAAAGAAGAGAACCUGCAGACUGCUAGCUUGCUACAUCAUAGAGCUUAAUGCUGAAUGCAUGCCAGUGCAGGCUAUCUCUCCCUCACACUCACAUUCUCUCUCUCACACACACGCACACACACACUUCUUCUCACGUGAUGGACACUGGCUAUCUUCUGUGGGCUGCUGUGGACACUCCAGCUUUGCUGCAUUGUCCAGUGUGCACUGAUUGCUUCCUUACGACACACCCUCCAUGUGACUCAGAACAGCUUUAAUCCUCACAACUCAGACGUGCACGUAGGGCAUCGAAACCGCCAUGUAGAAUUAAAUUCAACCCAAGCUCUGGUCAUUUCUGCCAUAUCAAAGAUGGGUAUGUCUGUAGCCUCUAUUAUAAGCUGUAAAAGAUGGAACAAACCUUGUGCAGUCCAGUUUAUGGUUUUAGUGAAGGUGUUUGUUAUUCACUGAAAGCUUGGCUGAUUGCUCAGCCAUCACAGUUUGGGUUUAGGUGUGCCAGUUUGCUUGGCUCGUGUUUGGCUGAAACACCAAUGUAAAUGUAAAGCAAUGGAUGAUGUCUUCACAAAGUGCAUCACAAGAUACCAGAUGGUACAGAACCAUGCACAGUUAAUUAUGCAUUUGGAUAAACUGACGAACUAGUGCCUCUUGUUUGAGUGUUACCUCAAUCCUUUGUCUGGAUUUAUAAACAUUGAUUUUUGUUCAGUUUGGUCUGGGUCUUGCCUAAAGGAACAGGCUGCUUGGUGUGAGAGGGAAGAGCAGGAAUAUAAGGACUCCUGGUCACUCUCAUUGCCUCUAGCAUCAACAUCCUUCCCUUCAGACCCAGAGGUGUGAGAUGGGACUAACAUUAGGGUAGAAACUUGUGUGAAAUGUGGCUUUUUGUUGCACCUCAUCCAUUAUGACGUGUUCCAUUAUCUCAUGGACACUUUUAUUUUCUUAAAUGCAUUCAGUGCCUGGAGUUUGGGCAGGUGACAUUUGAGUUUUUGCUUUGGUUGAAAUGCCCUGUGGGCACUGUGACCUCUCUCACCUACGGGACCUCCAUCUGGGCCAGAUGUUUUAUUCAGUUGGACUAUAAAUAAUUCGUUUUUACAUGGUGUAACAGUUUUCUUUUGAUGAAUGUGUUAUGUUGGUCUCAGCACCAGAUCUUUCAUUUCCUGCUUCAGUGGUGGUAUUCAUGCUCCUGUCACUUGUUUCCUUUUGAUGUCAAUAAAAUCCACCUCUC